AUGAAACAAGUUCCAAAGGGUGAAGAAGUUAUUCUCCAUGUUUAUGACUUAAUGGACAACACAUACCUCUACCCUGUGGGUAUGGGAGCUUAUCACAGUGGUGUUUGUAUCUUUGGUAGAGAAUAUUCAUUUAGUGAUGGUGGAAUAUUUGAUACUCGUCCUAAAGACGUAGAAGCACCAUUCAGAACAUCAAUCAAUAUGGGAAUGUUUAGAGGAAGUUAUAAGGAUUUCCAGUAUGUAGUUGAUUCACUUCGUUCAGAAUUUGCACCUGGAACAUAUAAUUUGUAUAAUAAGAAUUGUAAUUGUUUUUCAAAUGCACUUUGUUUGAAAUUAGUACAACAACCUAUUCCAACAUGGGUCAAUAGAAUGGCUUGGUAUGGAAGUCAAUUUGAGAAGUUCUUUGGAGCAGGUCCUCAAACUCAACAAAGUGGUCCAAUUCAACAAACACCAACUAACCAUUCUACCUCUCAAAUUCAAUCUUCUGGACAUAAACUAUCAGAAACGCCUUCAUCACUUCCUAGUGAUCCUAAAGAACGAAGACAAAUGAUUAUAGAACAAUACAAGAAAACAGUAACAAAAUAA
Messenger RNA from Entamoeba nuttalli P19, 582 nucleotides. RefSeq lists its product as hypothetical. Gene Ontology annotation, molecular function: deubiquitinase activity. The record is from RefSeq and is a predicted model, not a curated record. The coding region runs from base 1 to 582 and encodes 193 amino acids. Gene Ontology annotation, biological process: protein deubiquitination. The transcript has a single exon. Lineage: Eukaryota; Evosea; Mastigamoebida; Endamoebidae.